AUGACCGCAAAAGCCUCCAUCCCGGCGGGAGCCCUCGCUCAAAACCUACUCGCAACAAUCGAUGCCUCGGCGGACCCCACGCGGCCACCGAUCCACCCGGACACGCUGGCGCUCUACGAUUUGUGGCUCGCGAGCGGCGCCGCGAACGAGCCGGCCGCGCCACCCCCGCCGCCCGCGUCGGACGACGAUGAAGAGGAUUACUCGGAGUCCGACGACGACACCGGCAACGAGCACGACUUCGGCCCGCUUCAAUCGAGCUUCUACGGCGUCACCUGGGACCGCAAGAAGGGCCGCUGGCGGGCGGCCGUCCGCCUCGCAAAACGAUUAGGUUACGAGGGCCAAGUCUACAACAUCGGCCUGUUUGAUCAUGCGUGGGUCGGCGUCCGAAGCCUCGCUCGUUCGUUCGAAGGCUCGCCAGAGGCUACCGUGAGUCCGUGACGGUUUCGUCGCGCGCAGGAAAAGCAGGCGGCGCGCGCCGUCGACGCCUUCGUCCGGAGGUACAUGCCCGAGCUCGUGCAUUCGCACCUGAACUUCCCGGACGAGCCCGACGAGGACGACGGCCAGGACAGCCCGGCGGACGACGCAGUACCGCGUAAGUUCGUGCCGAACGAGCUGGAACGCGCCGCGGACGCGUCCGCGGGUCCUCCGCCGCCGCCCGCUCCGGAGGUGCCACCCGCGGCUCCUCCGCCGCCGCCCGCGGACCAGAUGGCCACCGCCUCGGAUUCCGCCAUGGAGAGCGCACCCGCGCCCAUGGAAAGCGACGAGGAUCAAGACGACGAAAGCGUACCGGAAGUCCCGGGUACGACUAUCUGA
This is a messenger RNA of Pelagomonas calceolata, 813 nucleotides long. The record is from the annotation of a GenBank genome assembly. NCBI's taxonomy places the organism in Eukaryota, Pelagophyceae, Pelagomonadales, Pelagomonadaceae.